Molecule: messenger RNA, 3160 nt
Organism: Artibeus jamaicensis (Jamaican fruit-eating bat)
Lineage: Eukaryota; Metazoa; Chordata; Mammalia; Chiroptera; Phyllostomidae
Gene: HLCS
Product: holocarboxylase synthetase
Exons: 11
Coding region: 65-2647 (860 amino acids)
Biological process (GO): protein modification process
Cellular component (GO): cytoplasm
Molecular function (GO): biotin--[biotin carboxyl-carrier protein] ligase activity
Source: RefSeq, a predicted model, not a curated record
GAGGGGCGGGCCCGCCAGGGAGCGCGAGCGUCCCGGGCCAGCGCCCCGCGGCGGCCGGCUGGCCAUGCUCAUCACGCUCUGCUACCUGUACCUGUGGGCGCGCUGGGGGCGCCGGCCGGCCGCGCUCGUGCGCACUACAGUGCGGCGGCUGCUCGCCACGCGCUGCUCCUUCACGUUCUGCGGCGCGGCCGCGCAGCCCCGGGACGCCCGCGUGUGUCUGAGCUUCGGCGGCCGCGUCUUCUGUGUCAGUGAGAGCCAGCCCAUCGAUGACUUGAACAAAUGGGCCCUGUUCCUUGUCUCUCCUCUUAUACUUGAAGCCGAACACAUAGCAUUUGUGACAGAGAGCACUUGGGUGCAAGGUGACAAUUCACAGAGACCGUCUUCUUCAGACCCUAUUGUGAAGUGGGCAGACUGUUGUUUGCCGUUAGCUUGCAGACCUGGGGACCCUUAUCAGUUGAUUGCCAGAGCAAGUGUGGAUGACUUCAGCAGGCUGGGGGUGGCGUUCAUGGAAGACCGACUCCAGAUGGCUAAUGGACUGAUACCCCAAAAGAUUGUUUCAGUGCACCUGCAGGACUCUGCGCUGAAGGAGCUUAAGGACCAGGCCACACACACGCCAGCCCACGUCCUGCAGCCGAGCCCUGACCCUGCCACUGAGCCCGAGCCUGAGCCUGACACAGGCGGGAUGGAGCGUGCUGGAGAUGGCACCUCUGGGAGUGAGCCUUCCCAGGACAGCGACAGAGGGGAGGGCUGCAUCGAGCUCUGUCACCUCCAUCUGUCUAGUUGCCACGAGUGUUUGGAGCUAGAGAACAGCACCAUUGAAUCCGUCAAGUUUGCAUCUGCAGAGAACAUUCCAGAUCUUCCCUAUGACCCCAGUGGCAGUUUGGAGGGUGGUGCUGUUGCCACCUGCCCUGAGAGAGAAGGGAGGAGAGGCAGCAUCACAGGGAAGACACCCAACAUCCUCAUCUAUGUGGGCUCUGACUCCCCGGAAGCUCUAGACAGGUUCCAGCGGGUGCGGUCGGUCCUGGCUGACUGCGUGGACCUGGACGGCUACACCCUCUACCUCCUGUCGGGGGAGAGCGCGCGCAGGGACCCGUGGACAGACAACUGCCUGCUGCUGGUCCUCGCUGGCAGGGAGGCUGUUCCUGAAGACCUGCAUCGGAAGUUCAUGGCCUACCUUUCUCAGGGAGGGAAGGUGUUAGGCUUGUCUUCGUCCUUCACGUUUGCCGGCUUCCAGGUGACCAACAAGGACGCACUGCGGGAGGCGGUCCAGGACUUGGUUUUCUGCAAGGCUGACCAGAGCCAGGUGAAACUCAGCGUCCUGAGCAGUGGCUGUGUUUACGAGGACGGCCUCGGGGAGCAGCCCAGCCUGGGCAAGCUCCGGGGCCACCUGGAGAACGAGGACAAGGACAGGCUGAUUGUGCAAGUGCCUUUCGGAGCACGUGGGGGAGAGGCUGUUCUUUGCCAGGUGCACUUAGAACUACCUCCCACCUCUUCAAUCGUGCAAGCCGAAGACUUUAACCUGCUCAAAUCUAGCAAUGUUCAAAGAUACGAAGUCCUCAAGGAGAUCCUGACCGCCCUUGGCCUAAGCUGUGACGUCAGACAAGUUCCUGCCUUAACACCCCUUCACUUACUGUCUGCGGCAGAGGAAAUCUGGGAUCCUCUCAUGCAGUGGCUGGGGAAGCAAGCGGGUCCUGGUGGAGUCAUCAAAUCCAGCAAGCUCUCCCUCAAAUUUGUCCCCUCCUGCACGUCUGCAGUAGAAGUCACACCAGCCGCUCUACCUGUGGUGACCGACACGACGGCCUUCUCAUCAGAACACUUCGACUUGGAGAUCUACCGACAAAACCUGCGGACAAAGCAGCUCGGAAAAGUAAUUCUGUUUGCGGAAGUGGCGUCUAGCACCAUGGAUCUUCUGGAUGGGUUGAUGUUUGAGAUGCCGCAGGAAAUGGGUUUAAUCGCCAUCGCAGUCCGCCAGACACAAGGCAAAGGGCGAGGAAGGAACGCAUGGCUGAGCCCCGUGGGAUGCGCUCUUUCCACACUGCUGGUCUGCGUCCCGCUGAGGUCCCCCCUGGGGCAGAGGAUCCCGUUCGUCCAGCACCUGAUGUCCCUGGCUGUGGUGGAGGCGGUCAGGUCCAUCCCCGGGUACCAGGAUAUCAAUCUACGGGUGAAGUGGCCCAAUGAUAUUUAUUACAGUGACCUCAUGAAGCUGGGUGGAGUUCUGGUCAACUCAACGCUUAUGGGAGAAACCUUCUACAUACUUAUUGGCUGUGGGUUCAACGUGACGAACAGCAACCCCACCGUGUGCAUCAACGACCUCAUCACAGCGUACAACAGGGAGCACGGGGCGGGGCUGGAGCCCCUGAGACCCGACUGUCUCAUCGCCCGGGCCGUGACCGCGCUGGAGCAGCUGAUCGACAGGUUUCAGGACAGAGGGCCGCACGCCGUCCUCCCGCUUUACUACAGAUACUGGGUGCACAGUGCCCAGCAAGUCCACCUGGGAAGCGCCGAGGGGCCGAAGGCAUGGAUCGUGGGCCUGGACGAUUCUGGGUUCCUGCAGGUUCAUCAGGAGGACGGCCAGGUGGUGACUGUGCAUCCAGACGGAAACUCCUUCGACAUGCUCAGAAACCUCGUCGUCCCCAAAUUGCAGUAGUGCCUGUGCAGGAAGACGGCCUGGGGCUGGGGUGCUCAGCGAGGGCCUGGCGCUGGAGCAGGGCGGGGCAGGGCAGUGGCCGUGAGGACUCGGGACCGGCCUCCCGGGCACGAGGCUGCAGCGAGUGUUCCAAUCGGGCUCCUGCCCUUGCCUCACCUGAGGAUCUAGAAAACUGACUUAGAGGGGUAGGUGAGUUUCCUCCCCCUCGGUUUGCCUGUUAGUUCUUCCCUUUGGUGCUGUCGGGUGUCACUGCACUGGGUGUCGGACGAUGACCUGGGUCGGGGGUAGACAUGUGGGAAGAUUCCUUCGGGGGAGCCCUGCAGCAGGUGUGACACUUUUCUCCCCUCUCGGGCCUGGGAGGUGUUUGUUGCUCCCCACCCCGAACUUCUUUUUACAUGGAAGCCGCAGUGGAAUCAUUCAGAAGUUUCCCAGUGGUGGAGCCCUCUACCCCUAAACUAUUAAAAAGCAAAUCAAAGAAAGCUCAGGCUGGGGCCGGGGUGGGGGGUGGGGGCU